This is a messenger RNA of Polyodon spathula (Mississippi paddlefish), 928 nucleotides long. Its product is annotated as complement C1q-like protein 4. The coding region runs from base 69 to 662 and encodes 197 amino acids. Gene Ontology annotation, molecular function: protein binding. Lineage: Eukaryota; Metazoa; Chordata; Actinopteri; Acipenseriformes; Polyodontidae. The record is from RefSeq and is a predicted model, not a curated record. The transcript has a single exon.
GACUAUUACUACAGAUACUUUGAACUUCUCAGAUCUGCACAGGAGACAGAAGAGCCUCCUUUACAAACAUGAAGGGGAAACUCUUGGGGCUGCUGAGCUUUUACAUUCUGUCUUUGCCAGGGACAGGGGUCUCGUCUGAAACCAACAACAACGAUCCAGAGAUUUGCUGUUCCCAUACAAAAGACGAGUGUAGUGACCUGGCUGUACGUCUGACUGACCUCGAGGACAAGCUGAAGGCAAAAUCAGAGACACCCAAAAUUGCGUUUUCAGCUGUCCUGUUUGAUGAAAAAACUGAAACUCUGGGUCCUUUCAACGCUGCGACAACUUUAGUGUUUGCCAAGGUUCUCACAAAUAUCGGCAGUGCCUACAACUCAGACACAGGAAUUUUUACAGCUCUUGUGCCUGGUACAUACUACUUCAGUUUCACUGUGUUUUUCCACCUGAAGGCAAAUCUCUACGUUACUUUAAUGAAGAACGCAGAUCGCAUCGUUUCAGUGUGGGACAAUCAAGGGGGAGAUACUAACGACAGUGGGACCCACACAGUUAUCCUACAGCUGGCAGUCGGAGACCAUGUGUAUGUGAGGCUCAAUGAGAACAAACAGCUCUAUGAUGACGUAAAUCACUACAACAGUUUCAGUGGCUUUCUGCUGUUCCCUUUGUAAUUUCUGUAUUCCUGAUUUUAUCUCAUGGACAUUUUGUUCACACUAUAAUUUAGCACACUUUUAUUGUCAGGUCUGUUGAGCGAGGCAGACAGGGGUUGGAGUUUGCUGGCUUGUGCAAAGCUGGUCUCAUCUCUCUCUCUCUCUCUCUCUUGAUUAUAAUACCAUGUUGUUUUAUAUAUGGUUUAUCAAAUGUUAAUGUAUUCAGUUUAUUAUUCACUAUGAAAUAAAGACAAUAUGAGUAUAUACAAUAAAAAUGCUAUUCACAA